AUGAUGGAAGAAAGGGUUCCUCUUUUUGAAAGUUUUUUUUUUUUUUUUUUUUUUUUGGGCAUAUUCUUCUUUUGCUUUGAAAGUCAUUAACUUUGCUCUUCAUGUGCAUUUUUAUCUCCUGGCUGAACCGAGGAGCCCACCAAUUUAAAUGUGAAUUUUACUUUCAUAAAUAACAUUUUGCAGUAAAAUGCACAUAACUGCUUGACAUGCACAUGAAAGUAUCUAACAUGUACGUACUCCUACGACCUUCCUGACGUUGACUUUCACACUGGUGACUCGUGGACUACCUUUAGUAUUCCACCCAGCAGUUGAUCGACUCGUUUGUCCAGACUCCUCUGCCGUGGGAUGAGAAUAAGGGCGUGUCAGUUUUGUGGCGAUGUUGUGGAACAGGUUGUGGAAACAGCUUGCAGAAGUAGUUAAAGCGGGACUUGUAAUGUGGAACGUCUUGGGUGCGUGGUUUUCCUUUUUCCUCUCUAUUUUUUUUCUUUACGUUUGGACCUCGGUGGCUUUUUAGUCGGGUUUGAGACAUCAUGGUGAGUAAACUGCACUCGCUUUUUUAAAUGAUGUUGGAUUUUGUGUUCGGUGAUAAAUUGUGGCUUAUGUAUUUUGUUAGAAUCAAGCGAGCUUGGAAAAGGUUUUAUGUUGGAAUUUAAAUGGGUUGAAGAAAAUAACUUAUAAUGGGUUAGAACUCAGAAACAACUUAAAAUGGCUUCAAACCUGUAGAAAUGGUUUCUCUAGCUUCUCUGUGCGUUUUAAAUGUUCUGUUUGGUAAAAGGAAUGUGCAAUCAUUACAGCUCACGUUUGCUCAUUGGUAUUCUGAAAGUAUUGAAUAGGGUUUCCGUAAACAAUCACAGGAGUUGCACAAUGUUCGACGAAGGAUUGUUGUUAUGAAAGUGUGUUGACCUGAGAGCCGCGAGUUAAAUUGGUGAUGGGCUUAUACGUCGGUGGACGCAACUCUGGGGUUAUUUGAUGGUGUCACUGAUUUGUAGGCCUUUGUUUUCACUUCUUGGCAGAUUGAGUCAUUCUCUGGAAUCUGAAUCCUCUGAGCACCUGCAAUUUGAACACUCUGAGCCUCAACUCGCCAGUGUUCCAGUGGACCAGCAGUGGUCUUCCCCAGGUGCCUCUGAAUCUACCCCCUCUAGUGUACCGUAUGACUCCCCCGACACGUUCUCCUACCUUCAUACAUCUUUGGCUCCCCUCAGAUUAAGGGAAACGCCGCCUGGUUCCCCUUGUGAAAGUCCUCCUGGUUCUCCUCUUAAAAUUCCAACUGAUUCUUUGUGUGAACGUUCAACUGGUUCCCCUUCUAACAGUACAGACCUUUCAUAUUCCCCCACAAUGGCAGACAGGAUAGGAAGAUCCCCCUUGCCACCGUUGUAUCCCAUAUAUGAGGCCCAGAGUGGUGGAACCCAAGAGGUGCAGAGCGCCACGCACACAAAUGGAUCUCAGCAAGGCAAAAAACUCUCUCUUCCACUUCCUGAUUAUGAAACCCUGUAUCCCCAGAAGAGGCACGGGGUAACGGGGACCACUCGAUGGGAUCACAUCAUUGCUGAAGUCAAUCAAAGACAAAUGGACACUACACCAGAACUUGUAGGUCCAGAAAUGAGUGUGGAUGGUCCAGAGAACUUUGGGGAGGCUAGACCUUCAUUUUCAGAGGAAAGCCCUGAUGUGGGAUAUUUUCAAACUCAUCAACAGGAAAACAGACGUCGGUCAUCCAAAAAUGUAGCAGCCCCUCCUCCACCAAACCAAGUGUUAACUACGCACAGGCGAUCAAUUUCAGAUUCCGGUCGAAGGGAAAGCCAGGAUUUCCGUUGGAGCGACGAGUCUCUCACAAGGUCUUUUUCCUCAGCAACUGCAGGAAGCGAGAGUCUCCAAGAGAUAUCGCUGGAUGAAUCAAGGAGUGCUUUGCAACCGUCCUUUCUACCAUCACGUGAGAACAGAUCAACGAGCCAGAUGGACUGGGAUUCAGGAUUGCCUACGGAGGACACACAACUUUCAGAGACCUCCGACAUCAACAUUCCCACUGCUAGACCAAGGAAAAGGGCUGUCAUUAACGAACCAACAGAACAUUAUUAUUCUGGAGCCACAAAAGCUUUUUCUGAUAUGAGCGACAGCAUCCAAACAACACCAAGUUUCAGUAUGAGCGAAAUAGACGAUAGUGGCAAACAGGAUAAAGAAAAUAAUUCAGCGUUUUGCCCAUAUACAAGCACAGAUCUUUCUAGAUCCAUGGGGGCACCAGAAAAACCAGCGAGAACAUCAGAGGACCUUUUUUCCAGGGUACUGCAAACAGAACAAAAACCCAAAGACCUUGGAAUGACCGCAGAUGAUCUUGAUCAAAUUUUCAACGAAGAGAAACCAGUCGAUCCCUUUGCAAGGUUGAACGGCUACGAGACGAGCAAAAUGGAGGAUGAAUUCGGGGAAAUCAGUCCGGUUUUCCAAAGAAGAAGCUCAUCCAGACGAAUGUCGUCACCUCCUUCGAGAAGUAACUCACAGAAAGCUUUGAAGUUUCAGCAGGAAUCUUCAGAUGAAGAAAAAAGUGCAAGAACCCAGAGGGAUGAUAUCAUUGAGUCCAUCGCACAAAGGCAUCCGGCCGAUGGGAAGGCACAAGUCCAUCUUUUUGAGGGAGAAGAUCCAUUUGGAAGUAACCCAAUGGAGGAAUCGUCCUCAAAAGCGGAAGUGGUUUCUGUGAGAAAGAAACCCAAGAGAGCGUUGAUGCCACCCUCUGAGUCUCAGUUUGUCAGUGCUCAGAUUAGCAAUGGAGAUGGCCUUUCCUCUACUUUAUCCAGGCCGCAUCCGGUGAAGCCCAUUCACUCGAUUGAAAGUCAGUAUCACAGCGGCACUUCGGCGCUGAAAGACGUGCAUGUUCCGAACGGCACAGCUGGAAAGGUUAAGGUGGCAGGCGUGGCUGACAGCGGGCCGUUCACUCAGCUGACCCACGAAGAGCUGAUCACGCUGGUGGUGCGGCAGCAAGACGAUCUGUCCAAGAAAGACUGCAAAAUCAGCGAGCUCGAGGAGUACAUAGACAACCUGCUGGUGCGCGUCAUCGAGGAGAAGCCCGCCAUCCUGCAGGCCUUGAACAAACCGGCGUGAGGUAACGGCGAAGAGAAGGAGACCACCCCGGUACGCAUCUUGGCCCGCUCGUGAUUUACUUGACUGCGUGUGUGUUCUGUAGUCAACGUGUACCGAGACACAUCCUCAUGUAGGUUCAAUAUCAUAUGCACUUUGUGGAGAAAUAUUCAGGUUACUUUUAAGAAUGCUGGAAAUUCUCUGAUUGAUAAACAAGCAAUUAAACGUGUAUAUAAAUCAAUUUUUUUGGACACCGGUACCGGCAUGUGCUUUAAAAACACUCGUUGAAUGGUUUUAUUUGAAAUCUUUACAAUACUUGAGACAUCUGAUGUGCUUUAUUUCAUCUCCCCCCCCACUGUACACAAACUGUAUAUGACUAUUAUUCCAAAUGUAUUCCCCAUAAUGUACAUGCAUUUUCAGAACAUUUUCCAAACAUAAUUUAUAAAUUAAUACAUUAUCAAUUAAUGAUCACUGAUUAUCCCCCCCACACACAUUCCGGUGAGCUAUUUUUUUUUCUUAUCAGCUGCUUUGCCUUCUCUAGAGAUACCGUGCCUUUUAAUUAUUAUUUUUUUUUUUUUUUUUUGUAAAUUAAGAAAUCCAGCAUCAAGCAAGCGCCUAAUGUCAUCUGUAUAUUUGCAAUUGGCUGAGUUCUAUGAACAGCCGGGUCGGGCGGCACUCACGUUUGAGAACACGAAGAAAUAACACGGAGAGAUUUUCUUUCAGGAAGUCUGUGAUUAUCAGAGAUGGCAGGAAAAUAUUUGCCAGACCGUAUUUGCCUUUAUUUUGACCAUAUUCUAGAUUUGCUUUUGCAUACAUUCUUGCAAUAUUUCCAUUAUGAAUGUAGGGACAUGUUGAUGUCUCAUUCGAAGAACAAUUUUUUUUUUUUUUUUUUUUGCUACCUCUCUUCUUCGCCUGCGGGCCGAGCACUGAAACAGUUGAGAAUGUCCCCAAGAUGCUUUAUGGAUUACAGCUCAAAUAAUUCUCUUGAAAUAUAUGACCGAGGUGAAGAAAUGUGGUUUCGUUUUGAAUAAAGACACUCAAUUUUAUGCAAA
Messenger RNA from Syngnathoides biaculeatus (alligator pipefish), 4115 nucleotides. RefSeq names its product RAB11 family interacting protein 1 (class I) a (gene rab11fip1a). The transcript is spliced from 3 exons. Gene Ontology annotation, biological process: regulated exocytosis. The coding region runs from base 970 to 3087 and encodes 705 amino acids. Gene Ontology annotation, molecular function: small GTPase binding. The record is from RefSeq and is a predicted model, not a curated record. Gene Ontology annotation, cellular component: intracellular membrane-bounded organelle. NCBI's taxonomy places the organism in Eukaryota, Metazoa, Chordata, Actinopteri, Syngnathiformes, Syngnathidae.